Messenger RNA from Centruroides sculpturatus (bark scorpion), 1246 nucleotides. RefSeq lists its product as uncharacterized. The record is from RefSeq and is a predicted model, not a curated record. Gene Ontology annotation, molecular function: structural constituent of chitin-based larval cuticle. The transcript is spliced from 5 exons. Gene Ontology annotation, cellular component: chitin-based extracellular matrix. The coding region runs from base 1 to 1098 and encodes 365 amino acids. Lineage: Eukaryota; Metazoa; Arthropoda; Arachnida; Scorpiones; Buthidae.
AUGUAUUCCAAGCUCUUCGUUCUAGCCGGGAUUAUUUCAGUUGGAUUAGCUGAAAUUGGCCAUCAUAUCCAUCACUACUAUCCACAACCUUAUGCAUUCGGCUACGAAAUUAAGGAUCCUCAUCAUGGAAGUCAAUGGAGAAAAGAAAACAGCGAUGGCCAUAAAGUUGAAGGCAGCUAUGGAUACGUAGAUGCUUGGGGAAUUAAACGUCAAGUCGAUUACAUAGCUGAUAAACAUGGAUUCAGAGCUAAAGUUAAGACCAAUGAGCCUGGAACAGCUAAUGAACAUCCUGCUCACAUUAUUUUAGUUUUCUUAGCGGUAAAAUCUUCGUUUUCUGUCGAAUAUGGAGAAAAUAGCGCUGAAGUAGCUCAAAACAGGAUUGCACGGCAGCAAGACUAUCUAGCCGAUCCAUAUCACGAAAAACCCCAACCGUAUAAUUUUGGCUACGAAACAAAAGACGAAUUUGGAACAACCGUAACUCGGCAAGAAACCGGUGAUGAAUCUGGAACCAUAAAAGGUACUUAUGGUUACGUAGACCCUUUUGGAGUUUACCGACACGUAGAGUACGAAGCUGAUGAAUACGGAUAUCGAGCGAGGAUAAAAACCAAUGAACCCAGUGCUUCCAAUCAAAAUCCUGCAGACGUAACUUUUCUGGUAGAAGCACCCCCACCACAGGUAGCGAGUGCAGCCGUUCCUCCAAUUUUCGAGGGUCAACAACCCAUUCGAAAACCAGUGAGACCUCCCGUUAUUCCUAGACCUCAGAGGCAGAACACUCCCUCGGGAACCACAAUUACGAGAUUAGUGUAUCCAACACACGCUCAUCCUAUCGUAACUAAAGUUAUUGCUCCAGGAACUCAUCUCGAUGGGCAUCCUUCGGUCACCAAAGUGAUCAUACCAGAUGCUCAUCAUCCUCACGUCUCACAAAUAUUCGAGGGUCGUCAACCUGUAAGGAACACUGUAGUACCGAGACCCCAGAGACAACUUACUCCAUCGAGUACCUCUCAUAACGUAUACCCAUAUUCCCACCCUCUAGUUAAAGUAGUUACAUCUAAUGAACCAUCUUCACCAAGCAAUCCUCCAACCAACGAAUCAAAUUAAAUAAAUUGUUUCCCGAAGAUUUUUGGCGCUCCAAUCCAGUUAAUGUUUAAUAUAUUAUAGUCCUGCUAUAUGUAGUACGGUGUUUGGCACUUCAUGGGAUAAUUAUUAAGCAAUUAUUUAUUGUAUAAUAAUAUUGAUAAAUAAAGUA